Hyposmocoma kahamanoa is the source of this 2398-nucleotide messenger RNA. RefSeq names its product plastin-2 (gene Fim). Gene Ontology annotation, cellular component: actin filament; cytoplasm; actin filament bundle. The coding region runs from base 247 to 2337 and encodes 696 amino acids. The record is from RefSeq and is a predicted model, not a curated record. Lineage: Eukaryota; Metazoa; Arthropoda; Insecta; Lepidoptera; Cosmopterigidae. Gene Ontology annotation, biological process: actin filament network formation; actin filament bundle assembly. Gene Ontology annotation, molecular function: actin filament binding; calcium ion binding. The transcript is spliced from 15 exons.
AACUUCGUGCGUACUCCGUGCACGCUAUACGAAAUUGUGAUUUAAUUCUUUACAAAUCACAAUUAUCACAGGAAAAAGUUGCUAAGAGUGCUGUGAUUUUGUAUUUUCUUUUAUUUUAUACGAACUUUAUUAGUGUUUAAGUGAAAAGUGUUGUAAGACGGAUUUUUGUGUUUGAAACACAUUUUUACAGUUGCGGCGUUUUGUGGAUGUCGUGAAAUUUGUUUUUGUGAUAUUUCUUGUGCGAUAAUGUCUUCUGAUUCGAAAUUGACCGACGAGGAGCGAGCGGAGAUUAAGGAGCAAUUCUCACAGCUGGAUACAAGCGGCAACGGCUACAUCGACCUUAAAGAGCUGAAGGACGCUCUUGACAGCGUCGGGUACAAAAUUCCGCAAUGGAAGGUGCGGUGCAUGAUCGAAGAGUACUUCGACAAUGGACACAACAACCGGCGCGGCGUCAACGGCAGCGUCAACGGAGAUGCCCGCAAAAAUGGCAUAACCCUCCCCGAGUUCGAGGACCUCUGUGCUAACCUUAAGGCGCAACAGGUUUCCAGCACAUUCAAACAGGCCGUCAGUAAAAAGGAAAACCUUGAGCAUCUAGGCGGAAUGAGCGAAGCUUCUAGUGAUGGCACAACCCACUCCGUGAGGUUGGAAGAACAGAUGGCGUUCUCCGGGUGGAUCAACAGCAACCUCGAGCACGAUCCGGACCUGAAGCACUUACUGCCCAUCGACCCUGAGGGCAAGCAGCUGUACGAGAAAUUGAAAGACGGAUUGAUUUUGUGCAAAGUCAUAAAUCAUUCUUGCCCAGACACGAUAGACGAGCGGGCAAUUAACAAGAAAAAUCUAACAUUGUACACAAAACACGAGAACCUAACUCUCGCGCUGGUGUCUUCUCAGGCUAUUGGCUGCAAUAUUGUGAACAUCGACGCGCACGACUUAGCUAAAGGCAAACCUCACUUGGUGCUGGGUCUGCUAUGGCAAAUCAUUCGCAUCGGUCUUUUCAACCAGAUCACGCUCGAACACUGCCCGGGUCUCACAGAGUUGUUGAACGACCAGGAGCGCAUCGAAGACCUGCUACGGCUAUCUCCAGAAUCCAUCCUGCUCCGUUGGGUCAACCACCAGCUGGAGAGGGCGGGUGUUACGCGACGUUGCACCAAUUUCCAACAGGACGUGGCCGAUUCCGAGAUCUACUCGUACCUGCUGAAGCAGAUCGCACCGCAGGAAGCCAAUGUUACUCUAGAUGCUCUCAGGGAAACCGACCACCUGCGUCGUGCAGAAGUGAUGCUGCAGCAGGCCGCGAAGCUGCGCUGUCGCGCGUUCGUGUCGCCAGCCGACGUGGUGGCCGGCGUGUACAAGCUCAAUCUGGCCUUCGUUGCCAACCUCUUCAACCAGCAUCCAGCCCUGCAACGGCAGGCUGACGCCGAGGAGUACCACCAGCUCGAUGAGACUCGAGAGGAGAAAACAUACCGCAACUGGAUGAACUCGAUGGGCGUAGCUCCCCACGUGAACUGGCUGUACUCCGACCUGACCGACGGCCUGGUCAUCUUCCAGCUCUACGACAUUAUCAAGCCUGGAAUCGUCAAUUGGAAGAAGGUGCACCGCCAAUUUAGCAAACUGCGCAAGUUCAUGGAGCGACUGGAGAACUGCAACUACGCCGUUGAACUCGGCAGGCAGCUGGGCUUCUCAUUGGUCGGCAUCGCCGGGGCGGACAUCAACGAAGGCAACGCCACUCUGACGCUAGCGCUGAUCUGGCAACUGAUGCGCGCGUACACACUGUCGGUAUUGACGCGGUUGGCUAACACCGGCAACCCCAUCAUCGAGAAGGAGAUCGUACAGUGGGUUAACAACAAGCUGCAGACCGCAGGGAAGUCCUCGGCGAUUAGGAGCUUCCAGGACGAAGUGCUAGCGGACGGGAAGGUGGUGAUCGACCUGAUCGACGCCAUCAAACCUGGCUCCAUCAACUACGACCUCGUGCUGCCUGGAGGCAACGAGCAGGAUAAUCUAGCGAACGCUAAAUACGCGAUAUCGAUGGCGAGGCGCUGCGGCGCACGCGUCUACGCGUUGCCCGAGGACAUUACGGAGCGCAAGCCAAAGAUGAUCAUGACGGUCUUUGCUUGCCUCAUGGCGCUCGAUUACAUUCCCGCUAUGGAUGCGCCCGUGAAUAAGUUUGAGGAGACCCCAGAAAUUGUCAUGGACUCCGCAUACUAUAUGGAUAUGGUCGACCAACCAGAAGAUUCCUUCCAAGACCCAAACGAUUCUGGGCUGGGCUUCCCAGAAAAGCCAGCAUUGCCACCGAAACCAGGAAAUCUUAACAGGUCCAUUCCAAUUGAAGCAAAUGAAUGAUUAAUGUUAUUUUAAAUAGAUACUUAAUUAUUUUUUUAUUUUAUUUUUUAUAUUCAUGCCA